AAGCAGCAGCUUGUCAGUUCUGUGAACUGUUCCCGUAAGCUAUUCGUCAAGAGAACUCCUCCUCGUGGUAUUCACUGAGCCAGGUUAGAGCCUACCUGUUAACUAAGCCAGGUGAAGGUCACCUUUUCCAAAAGAAACAGCAAGAGUCAGGUGAGCCGCUGUUGGCUGACAUUUGAUAGCUCGGAGCCUGUGUGUGAGGCCCGCAUCAAGGAGUGAGCAGUUGACGAUGGAGUUUGCGGGCAAAGUUAUUGUGUCGGCCGCUGUUGUGGUGAACCUAGCCCUCAUUUACAGGUUCUAUAAACUGCGGGCUGCCACUCCAGGGCGAGCUGUGGCAGAUUCGGGAGACCCGGAGAUCACGGAAUCGGGUGAACAGACCAACAGGGACACGGGGCAGGGUUUGCAGCCUUGGUUGAGUUUGCAAAGGGAGGAGAACGCAGGAAACCCAGCCGGCUACGGGGAUCAGUGCCUCAAUAAGGCGGAGUUGAAAAGGCGGACGGUGGAUAGGGCGAGUGACGGUUGUGAGCAGGGAUCAGAGCACCUCCAGGACGCAGCCAGCGGGAGAGGGAUGGUUAGAACCCACAAGCUGAAGGUGAAGUUUAGACGCCCACUGAGAAAGCACCUGGUCAGGAAAGGGCUAACAGAGGGACAGGAUAAAGCUCCAACUCAGAUAGCUUCAGGCCAUAGGGAGUGGGUCGACACCAGCUACCCAGCUGAGCAAUAUGACCGGCCCAAACUAAACAACACAAGCUCAGCGUGGGCUAGCGGAAUAAGCUGUGAAGGCGACACAACAGACGCGAAACAGAAUCGGUUCAUUAAUACCAGCUCGCCAACAUGUUGCAGUCGAGAACUGUAUGUUCGUAUCAACGGGGAGCCUCAGAGUCACAGCUCCUUUGACGUACCGAGUGCUGUCAACGGCACACACAAAGGAAAUCUGUCCGCAGGUCUUAUUGAGGAUCCCCACACUUCGCCUCCCUCCGAUCUGAUUAGUGACACGCCAGGGACAGCCAUGGGAAAUCAGCCUUCUGAACUCCCCGGAAACCAGAUUCAUGAGAACGUCACCUUCAGGCAGGGCACAGCAGGGGGUUCCAGAGCACAAGAGAAUCCCUCUAGUGUCUGUGAGUUACACCCUGACAGCGGAAUUGGAAGAUCCAGCCCUCUCCAUGUUUCCCCCACAUGUCAAGACAAACGUGAAAAAGUCAAAAUUGGCAAUGGAUCGGAGACUGGGCUAAACGUUCCACAGUUACGUGGGGAAGUGAAUCUAUCUGAUCACAAGAUCAUUUCACCUUCAGAAAUGGAAACCGAGUGGAAAGCAUGUGGGGACAGAAGUAACAGCUGUUCUGAUACUCAGAUUACACAAGAACCAGCUUCUCUUGACGUGGACCACCUCAAGACACCAGCUUCCCAGUGCAAGAGGAGAGGCCAGCACAGCGUGUGCCCCACAGGCGUUACUCAGGAUAACAUAGUGUUCUCUCAGAGCCUGACUAUCCGAACAGAAGUAGUCAAUUCCUCGGAAUCUGACUUCAGUCCUUCUGAGUAUCGAGAGGCUUCUGACAUUUCUUCUGAGGUACCUUGCAGUUCAAUCAAGUCUGCCAUCACAACUAUAAAGGAGGGAAGAACUGUCCUCAGGAAAGGUAGCAUUUCAGCAAUUGCAGAGACCCCAGCAUUUUUAAUUGAAUUUGACUCGGAGACAAGGGAGUGCUGGGAGAAAAAUCACUCUAAUGAACUGAACUCUAGAGCUCCUUCUGUUGAUGACAUAAGCUCCAGUUCCUUGGGCUCACUGGUAGAUUCAUUGUAUUUGUCCCAACCAGACCUCAGCAAGGAAACACCUGUGGAAGUUAUUGCCAGAGCUAAUUUUAUUCACAUCCCUUUGAACAAUCAAUCAACUGUUGAAGUCAUGAAAUGCCGCUUGGCUCUGGAGAACUGUUAUGAGAUUUUGUGCGUUGCAAAGAAACACAAUUUAAAGGACCUGCAGGAUGCUGCUUAUCAAGUCAUGAGUGACAAUUACUUACAAGUUUUGAAAAACCCAAACAUUUAUGGUCAAUUAAAAGCCGAUGAGAGAGAACUGAUCCUGAUGAGAAGGAUGAGUGGCAGAACAUAUUUAAUGGUAGCCAAUGUAGAUGUUAAAGAGAAUUACUGGGCUAAGGCCAUAGUUCAAACCAACACGGAAGAUCAAACCAGUGCCAGGCCACCAAAACCUCCUCAAACCAAGCACACAGUUUACUAUUACAAGGAAGAGCAUGAUUCUUGGUAUCCAUUAGUUAAUAUAGCCGUUGAAUCAAUCUCCAAAGAUUGUGCAUUGUGCACCAUGUACAAUUAUCUUUUUGUUGUGGCUGGUUGUCGGAGAUCUGGCAAGGAAAUCAAACUUUCCAAUAAGGUAUUCUGUUACAAUCCAGUGACAAACAUUUGGAGUGAGAUAUGUCCACUCAAUCAGGCCAGGCCCAAUUGUAAGCUUGUGGCUUUGGAUGGGUAUCUUUAUGCAAUUGGAGGAGAGUGCCUUUCUACAGUAGAGAGGUAUGAUCCUAGAACAGACAGAUGGAUCUUCAUUGCACCACUACCACAAGGAACCUUUUCUAUGACAUACAAAGCUACAGUGUGCAAUGGUGAGAUUUACGUGACCAGGGGUACCUUCUACUACCAGCUUCUCAAGUACAAUGCUAAAGAAGACACGUGGAAUGUUUGCAGCAUGAUGAGCAUGAAGGACAAGACCACUGAUAUAGCUGCAAUCAAAAACUUCAUCUACAGAUUUGAGAUUAACCAACAGCAUGGUAUCAAAUCCCUGCAGUGUGGAAACAGGCCCUUCAGCCCAACAAGUCCACACCAAUCUUCACAGCAUCCCACCCAGACCUGCAACCCACCGAAUCUACACGUCCCUGGACACUACGGGCAAUUUAGCAUGGCCAGUCUACCUAGCCUGCACACCUUUGGACUUUGGGAGGAAACUGGAGGACCUGGAGGAAACCCAUACAGACAUGGGAAGAAUGUGCAAAGUCCACACAGACAGUCGCCCGAAGGUGGAAUCAAACCCGGGUCCCUGGUGCUGUGAGUCAGCAGUGCUAACCACUGAGUCACCGUGCUGCCCAUUCCUCUGCCCUUCAUCUCUCUGCCUAUAAAAACUGUGUCUGUGUGCUCUCCUCUCACUGCACCUGACAAAGGGACCGCUCUCUGAAAACUUGUGAUUUCAAAUAAACCUGUUGGACUGUAAACUGGUGUUGUGUGAUUUUUGACUUUGUUCACCCCAGUUCAACACCAGCACCUCCACAUCAGCACUAUUAGAUUAGUUUAACAAAGUGAAUGAGAAAUGUCCCAAAUCUAUCCCCAAUUCAGACUGCGCAUAAUGUUAUACAGAAACUUAGAUGAACAAUCAAUGCUCAUAAUGCCCAUAAUUUUUGAGAAGGGUAGGAAAGAAUUACACAUGAAGUCUAUCCAGAGCUCAGUGGGUAAAAGGAGUGAGUAAUCAAGCUAUCUGUUCGAGGAAGAGCAAUCCUCAGAAGUGUUGCAAGCUCUGGUGGAACAGUCCUGUCCUUUCCAAUGGUAAGUAAUCACGAAGUGAUGGCUGCAGGAGAUCAAACCCAGCUUCUUUGCCUUCUCUGGUCCAAUAGCCCUUUGCUGCUAAGAGUCCAGGUUUAUACAUAGCCACGUGGGUCAGGCAGCAGAAAUACUUAACCCAUAUUCAAGGCAAUGUGCCUCGAAGAAAGAUCAAUGUUUUCGGAACAAAAUCAAAGUAAAUUAAGAUCUUUUAUAUUGCAGUAGUCAGCCAGGGUGCUUUGUAGGCUGCUCACAGCUGACUCCACUGUGGGGAGAAUGCCAAACAUAAAAAAGGUCAUCUUUUCACAUCAGAAACUUUUACAGUUCCUCUACUGCAGAGUUCCCUGGUUGAAUAAAAUCAGUGCAAAUGUAUAAAAAAAGAGAGCCUGAGAAAAACACAAAUUUAAAUUAUUAUUUAAAUUAUUUUCAGAAAGUCAUGCAGAAGGUACCCUUGCAUCUUAAGUGAUGAGUGAUGCUAAUUCUUUUCAGGGUCACAUUACAUCAAAAUGUCUUUUUUCUGGCUUCAAGACUAAGAUUGGGAAAACUAUAUGUUAAAAAGGAAGGGCUAAUAUGCCAUAUGAAAGAUAAGGGAACAGUUUGAUCAAUUCAGUUCCUGUUUUGGCUGAGAUAGGGUGAGGAUGCCAGCCCGGAGUCUAUGUGUAGUUCAAAUCAAUGGACCUUGCUUUGUUUCAGCAAAGAAUUACCAAGGACCUUCAUUUUCUCUGAACAAUGAAGGUGUUCUAUAGAUGUGCUCUAACCAAGGUUUUAUCAGCUUCCAUUUGGAAUAUAUUAAGCUAAACAGCUCAGAGUCCAACUUCCACCUGGAACACUUACCAGAUGGAAUUAACUUUCAUAUGUUUUUCUCAGUGCUUAGCUUCUCUAACCAAUGCUAUGAACCAGGAGCUCAGUGCCACAGUUUUCUUCAUUUGCUGGCACUGCUGUAUCGCAAAGCCAUUUGUACAUCAACCAAUAUGAUGAAAUAAUUAUAGUUUGAAACUUCUGUUCUAUGCUUAGGGUCACUCCUCUCCUGCACACAAAGCCCUAAUCUCUGUAAAAGGAAUAUGAAGCAGACGAAGCGAACUAAAUUAGGUCUCCUCUGUCAGGAGUGGCAGUGACAGAUGGGCCAUCCCACACUCUACUUUUCAUUUGCAAAUCAGACUGAAAAAUGAAAGGGGUGAGAUGGGUCAUCUUAUAUGCGUGCAUAUGAACAUAUUAUUUAUAUUUAUAAAUACAGAGUGAUCGUUUUUUUUUACAUCAGGCCUUAUCGUGCAGCAGUAGCCUUUGUACCAGAAGGUUUGGGUUAAGAGUCCCACAUCAGCAUUUAUUGGCCAUGGAAAGUACAUUUGUGACUUGGUCAAACAGAUGAUUAUCAAUUGUAAAUCCAUCCAAUAUAUCUGAUGAAGGCAAUAAGAGUGCAGGAGUUUCUUGGUCAGCUGAAGACAAUGGCAGACCUUUGCUGUACUUUGGUAAUAAGUGUGGGCCAAUCCAAUGGAAAUCCAUGGUCCAAACUUUGGAAAUGAGAAUAGAAGAAAAGAAAAACAGAUUUCUGGCUUUGUAUUAUUGAAUAUAAGGAUGUUACAGUACAAGAAGACCUAAUCUGCUCCAUUGUGAAUGCUUUAUAGAGUCAUAAAGCAUGGAAACAGACCCUUUGGUCCUACAUGUCCAUGCCGACCAAGUUUCACACACUGAAUUAGUCACACUUGCCUGCAUCUGGCCCAUAUUCCUCUAAACCUUCUAUAUUUGUGUACCUCAAAAUGUCUUUUACAUAUUGUAACUGUACCUGUGUCUACCUCUUACUCUGCAGUUCAUUCCAUAUAAGGAUCACCCUCUGUGUGAAAAAGCUGCCCCUCAGGUCGCUUUUAACUCCUUUUCCUCUCACCUUAAAAAUAUAUUCCCUAGAUUUGGACUCCCCUACCCAAGGGAAAGGACAUUUGCUAUUCAUCUUAUCUAAGUCCCUCAUGAUUUUAUAAAGCUGCAGAGGUCACAGCUCAACUUCCUAUAUUCCAGUGACAAAACUCCCAGCCUAUCCAGCUCCUCCUUAUACUAAACCCCUCCAGUUCCAAUAAUAUUUUGGUAAACCUUUUCCAAACCCUCUUCAAUUUAAUAAUAUCCUUCCUAAACCAGGCUGACCAGCAUUGUACACAGUAUUCCAAAAGUUGCCUCACCAAUUUCCUGUAUGACCUCAACAUAUCAAUAGUCUGGGCAAUGAAGGCAAGUGUGCUAAAUGCUCUCUUUACCACCCUGUCUACCUGUGAUGCAACUUUCAAAAGACCAUGUGUUGGAACCCCUAGGUCUUUCUGUUUGACGACUGUAGCCUGGGGCCCUACGAUUAACUGUAUAAAUUUUACCCAUGUUUAUUUUACCAAAAUGCAACACCUUACAUUUUUCCAAAUUAAACUCCAUAUGCCAUUCCUCAGCCCCAUUGGCCCAAUUGAUCUAAUCCCUUUGUAAUCAUACACAACCUUGUUCAGACCAUAACUUACUAACCAUGCCUCCUAAAUUCUCAACCAAGUCAUUUAUAUAAAUGACAAACGAAAGUGGAUCCAGCACUGAUCUCUGUGGAACACUACUUGUCACAGGUGUCCAUGAUAAACAACCCUCCACCAACCUCUGUCUCCUACCAUGAAGCCAAUUUUGUAUCCAAUCAGCAAGCUCUCCCUGAAUCCCAUAUGAUCUAACUUUACUAAACAGUAAACCAUGCGGAACCUUGUCAAAGGUUUUACUAAAGUCCACGUAGACAACGUCGAUACUGCUUUAAAGAGCUUAGGUCAAGUUCAAAGGUGGUCAGUUUGUGAAGUGUUUAUUGCUGACAAAUUAAAACCACUCUUGUCAGACUCUCUACAACAUAAAAACUGUAACCAAACUUAGCAGAGUUUUGGUUGUGCCAAUCUUGCCUGACCAGAGCAUGGAGCCAGCAGUACAAUUCCUAUCUGACAACCCAAACAUUGUCUAAACAGGUGCCUGCAGGAGACCAGCACUCACGGGUGUUUCCUGAAAGGUUGGUGAGCACACAGUGGCUCUCACUGCUGGGCUCUUGAAUGAUAGUAUGAGACUCCUCUUCAGGUGAAAUCUGCAUUUGAGACUGCACUUUGUACAUCUUUUGAAAGCUGCAGUGAUGAAUGUGUUUUAAAAUAUUUAAUUUACAAUUUUCUAGUUCAAUGGUGAAAUUCAACACUGUUUGAAAUCAUAUAUU
This is a messenger RNA of Stegostoma tigrinum, 6718 nucleotides long. It is a transcript of the gene klhdc7a, whose product is annotated as kelch domain containing 7A. The coding region runs from base 227 to 3043 and encodes 938 amino acids. The record is from RefSeq and is a predicted model, not a curated record. The transcript has 2 exons. Lineage: Eukaryota; Metazoa; Chordata; Chondrichthyes; Orectolobiformes; Stegostomatidae. Gene Ontology annotation, molecular function: protein binding.